This is a messenger RNA of Plasmopara halstedii, 1299 nucleotides long. RefSeq names its product Cdc4 and related F-box and WD-40 proteins. Lineage: Eukaryota; Oomycota; Peronosporomycetes; Peronosporales; Peronosporaceae. The record is from RefSeq and is a predicted model, not a curated record. The transcript is spliced from 3 exons. Bases 1 to 1299 code for a protein of 432 amino acids. Gene Ontology annotation, molecular function: protein binding.
AUGAGCUACAAAAAUCGGCGAGGAGAAGGCUUUGGUGGGCGCAGCCGUGGCAAUCGAGGUGGACGGGGAGGAUACGGUGGUGGACGAGGUGGAUUUGGUAGUGGGUCAUCGGUGGGCAAUGAGGUAUGCCGGCGUUUCAUGGACGGUGGCAAGUGUGAAUUUGAGCAGACGUCAGGAGGUCGACCAUGCCGCUAUCCACACUUUGUCAAGACCAUCGGUGAAACGCGUGGUCACAGUGGAUCCAUCAAGGAUGUGGUUAUGUGGACAGAGCGGCAGCAACUAUUUACUUGUGCAGCGGACGCCUGUAUUAAGCUUUGGGAUUGCGCGACCUGGCAGGAAAUCACCACUAUAAGCGUGCAGGACGUGUUGCCGCCGUCGGCCAAAGCUAGCAACAACAAUGGAGGCAGGAAAGAUAACAGAGACAAAUCACCACAUAUGGAAGGAGUUACAUCACUCGUUCUUUGUGGCCCUUUUCUCUUUGCGGGCUUCGAAGGCCGCUUUCCGUUUAACCCCAAGGUGUCGGUAGGCAUGAUGCGAGGAUGGAACCUUGAAAAUCCGCAAAUUCCACCCUUCGAGUUCGCAGCAUUGGAUGGUACACCUUUUGCACAUACUAUGAAUGUACAGGCGGUGGCAAUAGCGACUGACCCGAUGGGCAAUGCCACGCUUUUUAGUGGCAGUGCCGACGGUUCAAUCCGAUACUGGCAAUUGGAUACAGCCACGAAUCAAUUUAAGUGUCUUGGUGUCAUGGAUCGACAUGUGCGUGGAGUGACGCGACUGAAGACAUUUGCAGUUGGGGGCGCUUCCAUUUUGGCCUCAGCGAGUGUAGACUCAACAAUUCGACUUUGGGACUUGGCGACAUAUCAAUGCGUGAAGGUCCUGUCUGCCGAGGAAAAUGGUCACAUAGAUGCUGUGAUGGACCUCGAGUUUUGGGUGAAUGGUAACGAGACGUUUCUGAUUAGUGGUGGAUUAGAUUGUGAGGUUAUCGUCUGGAGUCUUACUCCACCGUUUCAGCAGCUUUUCAAGGAGACGCAGGACUCGCAGGUCACUGCGCUUUGCGGUACGCAAGAUGCUGCUCAAGCACCGAUCCUUCUAAUUGGCAUGGUGGAUGGCACUAUUGCAGUCAAAGAGUUGCCUUCGUUUGCGUACAAAACGACUCUUGGCGCUAGUUUGAAUCGUGGCCACCAAGAUGCGGUGACGCUGCUGCUAUUCAGUAUAAGUGAACGAUCGAAUGGUGAUUUACCAGACAAUGCCAUCGCUGUCGGGCAUAUUCAGACUCGAGGCCCAAGAGGAAUAACAUAG